GUGCGACCUCGCUGGCGGUAAACUAAAACAAGGCAGCCCCGGCCCCGGCUCGCGCAGCAGGAGGAAGAAGAAGAUGUUCAAGGGCACGUACCAGCAGGGGCUGGUGACGGUGCUGUUCAGCGGCGGGCCGCGGCCGCUGGCCAUCUGGGGCAGCUGCGCGCGCUCCGGCCAGGUGCGGCGAGUCAUGGACGACGACACGCGCAGCCUGGUGCUGGAGCUGAGCGGCACCAACGUGGCCACCACGUACAUCCACGCGCCGCCGUGCGCGCGCGGCUCGCUGGCGCUGCGCCUGCCCUUCUUCGUCAUGCACGUCAAGAACCUCAACAGGUACUUCACGCUGGAGAUCCAGGUCCUGGACGACAAGAACAUGCGGCGGCGGAUCGCGUUCAGCAACUUCACGAGCUGCAGCCAGGUGCACACCUUCUCCUGCCACGCGCCCUUCUGCCUCGACUCCGGCUGGAACGUGGUGAAUAUCAACUUGUCAGACUUUGUCCGACGCAUUUACGGAACGGCCUACAUCGAGACCCAGCGCAUACAAGUGCACGCCAACUGUCGCAUACGACGCAUUUACUUUGCAGAUCGAAUAUACUCGGCGGAAGAGCUUCCUGCGGACUACAAGCUGUACGAUCCUAACCAAACUAGACCUUCCCUACGAAGGAAAAAGUCGACUCCUGCAGAAGAACCCAAAACAGAAUUCAUUGAUAUAGUUGCGGUCCCUUAUGACACGCAGCAAAUACAGAUAACACUGCCUGACUACACUAGCAUGGGGGUCAGCGUUCCACCCCCCUCUGAAGUGGAGACGCCACGCUCCGGCAUCACAGAACCAGCACUGGAUGAAACUGAUGCACAAACCUCUGCUCCAGGCGAGCCCACAGAAGAACCCUCUGCACCAGAUGGGCUCGUCGCUCCACCUGAAUCCACAGAAGAGCCCACCGCUCCACCUGAAUCCACGGAAGAGCCCACCGCUCCACCAGAAUCCACGGAAGAGCCAGCUGCUCCACCUGAAUCCACAGAAGAGCCCGCUGCUCCACCCGAAUCCACAGAAGAACCCACUUCUCCACCCGAAUCCACAGAAGAGCCUGCUGCUCCACCAGAAUCCACAGAACAGCCUGUUGCUCAAAGUGAAACCGCAGAAGAGCCUGUUGCUCCAUCUGAACCAACUGAAGAGCCCAUUACAGAGGCCACUUCUCCAGAUGAGCACAAUGAAGAGACCCCGGCACCAGAUUAAAUAUUUACUUGAGUCAGGCCAAACUGCACCACAAACAGCCAUCUGCAGAGCCAUUAUACUAGAGCAUCAAGGCUCAGAACACACGGCUUCAGAGCUGAGUGGAGAUGGUCUGAACAUGCUACCAUAUAAAUCUUGAUCAUAUACAUAUUUUUAUUUUCUUAACAUUUUAUCGAGAAUUUCAGUUCUAUUUAAUGAAAAAUGUUUUUACCCAAAUUUUAUUUUACAUGAGAUUUUUAUCAGUUUUUUGUGUUUGUACUUGGUGUUGUGAUGUCUGGUUUUAAUAAAAUAUUUAUUUACGAUA
Bacillus rossius redtenbacheri is the source of this 1529-nucleotide messenger RNA. RefSeq names its product mucin-7-like. The record is from RefSeq and is a predicted model, not a curated record. NCBI's taxonomy places the organism in Eukaryota, Metazoa, Arthropoda, Insecta, Phasmatodea, Bacillidae. Gene Ontology annotation, cellular component: motile cilium; ciliary basal body. Gene Ontology annotation, biological process: cilium assembly; positive regulation of cell motility; regulation of cilium beat frequency involved in ciliary motility. Bases 74 to 1228 code for a protein of 384 amino acids. The transcript has 3 exons.